Messenger RNA from Rangifer tarandus platyrhynchus (Svalbard reindeer), 414 nucleotides. The record is from the annotation of a GenBank genome assembly. NCBI's taxonomy places the organism in Eukaryota, Metazoa, Chordata, Mammalia, Artiodactyla, Cervidae.
AUGGGCCCGGGCGGAGCCGCCGCUUCGGCCCAAGGCUCCGCCCCGCGUGGUCCGAGCCCGGCCCCGCCCCGCCGACCCGCCCCGAGCUCGCGGGAACUUGAGGCCGGGGGCCCCUGCGGUCCAGCCAAUGGCCGCGCGGGCCUUCCCGGCCCCGCCCCGAAGAUCCGCCUCCGGCCGGACGGCCCCUCGGCCCAGCCAAUGGCCGCGCGGUCCCGCCCCGAGGACUCGCCCCCUCGUCAGGAGGGCGGGACCUCCCCUCACCCCAUGCGCCGCGCGAUCCCCGCGCCCCCUAGUGCUCGGGGAUCCGGGCGGCGCGCACGGGGAGUGCGGGGUCCCGCCCUCUCGCGCCAGCCGCGACGGGAAGCUGGGACACGCCGACUUUCAUUUAACGUGCGGGGCUCACACACUGCCUAG